This is a messenger RNA of Rhineura floridana, 5349 nucleotides long. It is a transcript of the gene TBK1, whose product is annotated as TANK binding kinase 1. Lineage: Eukaryota; Metazoa; Chordata; Lepidosauria; Squamata; Rhineuridae. The transcript is spliced from 22 exons. The record is from RefSeq and is a predicted model, not a curated record. Gene Ontology annotation, biological process: peptidyl-serine phosphorylation. The coding region runs from base 241 to 2487 and encodes 748 amino acids. Gene Ontology annotation, molecular function: ATP binding; protein serine/threonine kinase activity. Gene Ontology annotation, cellular component: cytoplasm.
CGAGACUAGCCCGCCUCUCCUCGGUCUUGCAGGCAGCGGCCCCGCCUCCACAGCGUCAGGAAGCCGGAAGCAGACGGGGAGUUGGACUACGCGACAAGCGAGGGGAGCCUGCUGGGGCGGGUUGCAGCAACAGCCGGAGCGGAGCUUCGGCGAGGGAAAGGGUCCUUCCGGCAUUCGCCAUCGGAGGGGAUCGUGGGACUCGCGUAAGCUCAAACAAGAAUUGCCUAUUCAAGAGCAAACAUGCAAAGCACUUCAAAUUAUCUCUGGCUUCUUUCGGACAUCCUGGGACAAGGAGCUACUGCAAAUGUUUUCCGUGGACGACACAAGAAAACUGGAGAUUUGUAUGCUGUCAAAGUAUUUAACAACUUCAGUUUCCUUCGUCCUGUGGAUGUUCAGAUGAGAGAGUUUGAAGUGUUAAAGAAACUGAAUCACAAGAACAUUGUCAAAUUGUUUGCCAUAGAAGAGGAGACAACUUCUAGACAUAAAGUCCUUGUUAUGGAAUUUUGCCCAUGUGGCAGUUUAUAUACUGUUUUAGAAGAACCAUCUAAUGCCUUUGGGUUGCCAGAAGCAGAAUUCUUAAUUGUGUUGAAAGAUGUUGUGGCUGGGAUGAACCAUCUUCGUGAGAAUGGAAUAGUGCAUCGUGACAUCAAACCAGGCAAUAUAAUGCGUGUUAUAGGUGAAGAUGGCCAAUCUGUUUAUAAACUGACAGAUUUUGGGGCUGCUAGGGAACUGGAUGAUGACGAACAGUUUGUCUCUCUCUAUGGUACAGAAGAAUACUUGCACCCUGAUAUGUAUGAACGAGCAGUAUUGCGAAAAGAACAUCAGAAGAAAUAUGGAGCAACAGUUGAUUUGUGGAGCAUAGGGGUGACAUUUUACCACGCUGCAACUGGAAGUUUACCCUUUCGACCUUUUGAAGGACCUCGCAGAAACAAGGAAGUGAUGUAUAAAAUUAUAACUGGAAAGCCUUCUGGUGCGAUAUCUGGAGUACAAAAAGCAGAAAAUGGCCCCAUUGAAUGGAGUCGUGAUAUGCCUGUUUCCUGUAGCCUUUCAAAGGGCCUGCAAGUGCUGCUCACACCUGUUCUUGCAAAUAUUCUUGAAGCAGAUCAAGAGAAGUGUUGGGGAUUUGAUCAGUUUUUUGCAGAGACAAGUGAUAUACUAUACCGAAUAAUUAUUCAUGUCUUCUCUCUGCAACAAAUGACUGCACACAAAAUUUAUAUUCACAACCAUAAUAAUGCUGCCACGUUUCAUGAAUUGGUCUACAAACAGACAAAAAUAGCUUCACACAAUCAAGAACUGAUAUAUGAAGGCCGGCGUUUAGUACUAGAGCCCAACAGAUUGGCACAGGCUUUCCCCAGAACCACUGAAGAAAAUCCCAUCAUAGUUGUAAGCCGGGAGGCUGUAAACAUAAUAGGAUUACUCUAUGAAGAAAUUCUACUUCCUAAGGUCCACCAACGUUAUGACUUGGAUAAUGAUGCAAGUAUGGCUAAAGCGGUCACAGGAGUUGUAUGUUAUGCCUGUAGAAUUGCCCGUGCUUUACUCCUUUACCAAGAACUGAUGCGAAAGGGAAUCAGAUGGUUAAUUGAAAUAAUCAAGGAAGAUUACAAUGAAACAUUUCACAAGAAGACAGAGGUUAUUAUCAAACUGGAAUUUUGCAACAGAAAUAUUGAAAAAGCUGGGAAAAUAUAUCAAAAUUUGCUGCAAAUCAACCUGACACCAUCAGAAGUGGGUGAAAUUUCAGACAUGCAUUCAAAGCUAUUACGGAUCUCAAGUUCACAAGGAACAAUAGAGACGAGUCUUCAAGAUAUCAAAAGCAAACUCUCUUCUAGUGGCCUGCUAUCUGAUAGCUGGACCAACCAAGAAGGCACACAUCCAAAAGACAGAAACCCAGAAAGGUUGCAAGUACUGCUGAGUUCUAUAACAGAUAUUUAUUAUCAGUUCAAAAAAGACAAAGCAGAACGAAGACUCCCUUAUAAUGAAGAACAAAUUCACAAAUUUGACAAAUCUUCUGCAAUGCAAGCUGAGAGCGUAAGUUCCAAUGGCUGCAUGCAUCCUUUGAGGCAGAAGUUUUUUAUACAUGCCACAAAAGCCAUGACCCUGUUCAAGGAAGAAUGUGUCAUCAAGUAUGAAACUUUCUUAGACAAGGCAGAGGAUUGGAUGAGGAAGAUGCUCCAUUUAAGAAAACAGCUAAUGAAUCUCAGAAAACUGUGCUUUGAUAUUGAAGAAGAGGUAUCCAAAUACCAGGACUAUGUAAAUGAGUUACAAGAAACUUUACCCCAUAAGAUGUUUGCGGCUUCCAGUGGGAUCAAACAUGCAAUUAACCCAGUUUAUCCAAGUUCAAACACUUUGGUAGAAAUGACUCUUGGUAUGAAGAAACUGAAAGAAGAAAUGGAGGGUGUUGUUAAAGAAUUAGCUGAGAAUAAUCAUCUUUUAGAAAGGUUUGGUGCUUUGACGAUGGACGGUGGCCCUCGAAAUGUGGAUUGUAUCUAGCUGUAUAUUUACCAUGGUGGAAUUUGACUUUGUACAGAAAGAGCAAUUUAUAUGUUGAAAGAAUUUUCUGCGCUUAGCUUUCCCCUCAGUAUUUAACAAAAGCAUGUAAAUAUGUAUAUUAAUGUAAAUAUAGAUACUAUAUUUCUUUUGGUUAUGUUAAAAAUGAUCUUAGCAUUUUGAGUAUCAUCACAAUUUCCCUUGUAAAAUAAUUAUGGCUGCAUAUUGUGGUGAGCACACAGAUAUAAUGCAUUUGCUUCAAAUGCUGCCCUAGCUUGUUUAUUCGUGAACAUUGCUAGAGAAAUUGUGGUCUUGAACUAUCCUACUGUUUUUUAAAGGUGAAUGGGCUUCCCUUUAAGCUACCUGAACGCUGAAUACCUCAGUUAUGAUCAUCUCAAAUUGUCCCUGCUUUCAUUUCCUGUGAAGAGAUGUUUGCCAAAUGCAAACAAGAGACAUAAUCACAUUCUCCUAUCUCUUUAAAAAGGAUCUGUCUAAACUGAGUAUGAAGGAAAUAGUUUUGGAUUUUUAAUCAUGUUCAUUCUGAGUAUGUGUAAUUUGCCAAUUCGGGUCUUAGAAGCAAGUACAAUGUGACUCUUCCAUCUGCUAAAUCACAGGUGACAGGAAAGAUGCAACAUUUUUUAAAAACAUUCUUUAGUAGUAUACAGUGUGUCUCAAAUUCUGUGGAUAUUGUUAAUUCUUCUUGGUAUUUUUGAAACACAUCAUUUUAAAAGUAGCAUUAAUUUCUCAUGAAGGAAGCAUAUUUAUCUUAAACAAUAAGACUGGUACGGACCAUAUACUGGUUUCUAUCCUUAAGUUCUAAUAAAAUAGUAGAAAAAUAGUAACUUUGAAACAUUUGACCAUUGAAAUAAAGCUUUUGCAUAAAUGUUUAUGCAAUUAGUAGGGAAAAGGAGAUCCCUGAAAAGUGGGCACUUUCCUGACCUAUCAAAGGUGCCUCUGCCUGAUUUGGGGGACCUCCUUAUCCAUAGUCCACCCCAUUCAGCACACUGGGCCAGCCUUCCGUUGAGCACUGGGGAAAUUAUCUUGGGGAGAAGGUAGCAGGGAAGUUAGCUUCUGCUGGCCUCCUGACAUUGCUUUUUUAAUUUGUAAUGCUACAUAACAUGUAUACAUCCAAAAACAAACUAAUCCAGUCUUACUGACUUCAGUGGAACUUGUUUUCCUUUAUGUCAAAAAAGUAAGGCUGCAGUUCUCAGCCAAUUUAUUCUGGAUCAGCCCUGGGACAGACCCAAUUCAUCUGAGACUAUUUUAGAAUUAGAUAGAUUGAUGCCUUCAUGCAUUUCUUUUAAUGGGACUUGUGUAGAUCAAAUGAACGAUUCUAUUUGACUGUUAUAUCCCCAGUUUUCAUCACUUUGUGGGCAACAACCAAGUUUCUAGUUCCAGUUCUUCCAUUUUGUGUUGAUUGAGGAUGGGUUCCCUCACAUUGUGAUGUUUACAAAAGUGCACAGACAAAUAACAGGCAAUCUAUAAUGGGCAAGGAUGCAAUCCUGCACAAGUUGCUUAAAUCCUAUUAAUAAAUGGAACUUCAAAAGGGUGGGGAGGGAUCACAAUCUGGUUGGAAGGAUUGCUGAAACCAUAGGUAGUAAAUCUGCAUGUGAAACCUUGCUGCUUUACUGUAUGUAAAUGCCUAUUUAGAAAUGGUGGGGCUAUGUUUCUGUAAUAUACUUAUUAUAUGGUAUCAUUUUUAUAUUACAGAAUCAUCAUUUUGUAUAAUUCCUUUUGCUCAAUAACAUAAUUGUUGAGGCGAGGAAAUGGGGAAUUAUGGAUUUUAUCUUUUUUUAUACUGAAACCAGUCUUAAAUGAAUAGUGUAAAUCAUAGUGUAGCUCCUGACCACAUUUUUGUCACCCCUAACACCUCUAGAAGCUGCCCCAUUCUUCUAUCCUAUCAGAGUUCCUUCCUUUUUGUUAGUUUCUAUAUAGUUAAUGGUUUUUAAAGCAAUUUCACCAUCUUCCCAUGUAGCUUCAGAGGAGGGGGCAGUAUUUUAUUUAUUUAAAAAUAUUUUUCUAAAAACUUUUUUUCUGGGUUGGAGAGAGAUUUUUCUCCAGCUGUCUGAAAUCAAACUGGUAGGCUUCUACCUUAUAUGUAUAUGUGUGUAUAGCAUGCUAAAAUAAGAAAUGAAUUACUUUCACUUGCUUUCCAAAACUACUGUAUUGGUCUGUUGUACUAAAAAAAACCCUCUCUAUAUGUGUUUGAGAGUGACCCCAUCAAACCCAGCGGGCUUAUUUCUGAAGAUAUUUGCAUAGGAUUAGGAAUUCUAAUCUGUGGUAGCCAUGAUGAAAAUUGAAUCAGUGCAGUAUAAUCUAGAAUGCUUUUUGUCUCUUGACUCUGCCUUUCCUCAGGUCUGGUUCUGCUCACUGCUUGCACAAAACCCUCAACAGAUUGCCCUGCAGGGUUUGCAACCCUCAACAAGAAAAAAAGCCCCCACGAUGUGAAUAAUAAACAUGUGGUAAACCAUAAAAUAGAACAGCUUGCUUCUUUUGUAGUGUUUAAUAUUUUGCAUUGUGGUUUAAUAUUAAUUUGUAGGAAAACCCUACCAUUUAUUAGACUGUAACUCCAUCAGCAGUGGCUAUGCAACUUGUUACAAUUCUUUUAGAAGUAAUGUAUCACAAGUUAGGCAGCAGAGUGAGAAAUAAAUCUCUUUUCACACUUCUAAUUCCUUUUCAUUGAUAUGAUGAAUUGGUGGUGUUGAUAUGUAAGCUAUGUCCGUCAUACUUCAAGGCUAGAUGCUAAUACUGAAUGUUAUAUAACAUUGCUAACAAUGUCUGGAAGAUAAUAGGUUGAAAUAUCAUUUUAAAAUGAAAGCACAAUGUUGUAGUUCGUUACUAGUUCCCAAUACCUUCCUUGCUUGA